UGUGACUGUGUGUGAUGUUCGUGUACUAUUUCAUCUCAUAAAAACCCCCGCCCCCCUUUUUCUCAAACUUGAUCUUGCUUUUUUGAGUUUUUUCUACCUUACUGCUUGAGGGUUUUUCUAUUUUGCUUCCAUUAUUUUUUACCAUUUGCAGAAAAGUUGAAAACGAAGAAGAAUGGGUAGGAAGCGGAAGAUUGUUGCUAAGAGCAGCGCCGCAGCUGUCGAGGCAAAAAGCUCAAAUCUUUAUCGCGGGAUAUCGUUGUCCGAUGAGAAAUUGCCGUCACAAACUCCUGUUUCUGAAAGGUUGGAUGAGGAUCCUUCUCCUGAUGUCCGCUACAAAAGCUUGUACUUUAGUUCACAGAAGAAGGUUCAUGAAAGGUUGGAUGAUGGCCCUUCUCCCGAUGUCCACUACAAAAACUUGUACUUCAACUCACAGAAGAAGCUUCAGGAGUUGAUGGAGGAGAACUAUGAGCUGGUCAGGAAGUUGGAGUUUGCUGAGGGACAAGUUGCAGCUUAUCAAAAGAUGAUUGGUGUUAUGGGUCCUGUAAAGGAAGUGAUGUUCGUGUCCAGAUUCGAAAAAUCGAUAAAAGACAAUGUGAGUUUGCUGCCUCAGGCGGCACAAAACUGUGUGCCUUCAACUCCUGCUGCUAACGCUAAUGAAGAACCGAAACAAAAGAAGAGAUCUUACAAGAAGAGGAAGGCCUGAAACUGAUAAAUGUGCUGUUUGAAUUAUUUGCGUUAAUAAUCAAUCUAACCAUGAAAUGUUUCCAUAUCCUAUGCCUUGGCCAGGCCUCUAUUUGGAAAAAGGUUGACCUUUUGGGACCUUUUGCUCUGCUAAUGACUUUGAUCAAACUUGUUUUGUUAGUUAAUGUCUGUUUUCAACUAUGAAGUGCUGCAUUUAUUGUUAUUAUAUCUUAUGGUAUUUUGGGAUUAUCAAUGUCAUUGUCCUGGAAUAUUAGUGGGUGCAAUUUGGAUUUUUA
Striga asiatica is the source of this 977-nucleotide messenger RNA. Lineage: Eukaryota; Viridiplantae; Streptophyta; Magnoliopsida; Lamiales; Orobanchaceae. The record is from the annotation of a GenBank genome assembly.